This is a messenger RNA of Pundamilia nyererei, 1050 nucleotides long. It is a transcript of the gene ppib, whose product is annotated as peptidylprolyl isomerase B (cyclophilin B). Gene Ontology annotation, cellular component: intracellular membrane-bounded organelle; cytoplasm. The record is from RefSeq and is a predicted model, not a curated record. Gene Ontology annotation, molecular function: cyclosporin A binding; peptidyl-prolyl cis-trans isomerase activity. The transcript has 5 exons. The coding region runs from base 118 to 768 and encodes 216 amino acids. Lineage: Eukaryota; Metazoa; Chordata; Actinopteri; Cichliformes; Cichlidae. Gene Ontology annotation, biological process: protein folding; protein peptidyl-prolyl isomerization.
AGAGGGCGCCUCCACAGUCUCCACCCCCGGAUACCCACUCACUCCUUCCCCCCGGCCCUUUAUAAACGUAGCAUCGCUAACAGGCCGUUCCCGGGCUGUUAAUUUUUUUUCUCGUUGAUGGUUAGACUCUGUGAGAGAAAGAUGAAGUUCCUCAUAGCUGUUACAGUUAUUGUGGGAUCCCUGAUUUUUCUCGCUUUCCCGAAUGGCUCGGCUGCUGACGAGAAGAAGAAAGGCCCCAAAGUAACAGCGAAGGUUUUCUUCGACAUUAGAAUUGGUGAUGAAGACGUUGGAAGGGUUGUCAUCGGACUGUUUGGGAAAACCGUUCCCAAAACAGUUGACAACUUUGCUGCCCUGGCAACAGGAGAGAAAGGAUUUGGAUAUAAGGGCAGCAAAUUCCACAGAGUCAUCAAGCAGUUCAUGAUCCAGGGUGGAGAUUUCACCAGAGGAGACGGCACUGGAGGCAAGAGCAUCUAUGGAGACCGUUUCCCUGACGAGAACUUCAAGCUGAAGCACUACGGGCCCGGCUGGCUCAGCAUGGCCAACGCUGGCAAGGACACCAAUGGCUCCCAGUUCUUUAUCACCACAGUUCAGACUCCAUGGCUGGAUGGGAAGCACGUGGUGUUCGGAAAAGUCCUGGAGGGCAUGGACGUGGUGAAGAAGAUCGAGGAAACUAAGACCGACGGGCGUGACAAACCUCUGAAAGAUGUCAUCAUUCACGACUGUGGGAAAAUUGAAGUGGAGAAGCCAUUCGCAGUCGCCAAGGAGUAGAGCGCUGCUGUAAGGUUAAUAAGAGAGCCGGACUGGGGAAGGAGGGGGCAAGUGGGUGGGUUUAAGGAGAAAUCGUGCAGGCAACCUCGUUUUAACACUCGGCUCUGUGGUCCAGGGGGAGGGGUUUGGGGUAAUUCAGUGGCUGCUGUCUUAAUGCACCAGAAAAGGAUCAACUUCAAGCAACCGUGACAACAUACUGGGUCCAUUUAACAACGAGCAUUCCAAGGUGCACUUUUUUUGUAAGAAAAAGGAAAUGAAAUCUGAAAUAAAGGUUUCAGUUUU